Molecule: messenger RNA, 1891 nt
Organism: Gopherus evgoodei (Goodes thornscrub tortoise)
Lineage: Eukaryota; Metazoa; Chordata; Testudines; Testudinidae
Gene: STOM
Product: stomatin
Exons: 7
Coding region: 71-925 (284 amino acids)
Cellular component (GO): plasma membrane
Source: RefSeq, a predicted model, not a curated record
GGGCUGCUGGCUGGGGUGCGGCCACUCGGCGGAGCGGAGCCGAGGGUAGCGGUUCGCAGCGGACGCGGCUAUGGCGGACAAGCAGGGAGCGAGAACCGACCGCAGCCGGCGGGUCCCGGACACCUUCAGCGAAGAGACCAAUGCUGGCCUUGGUGUGUGUGGAUGGCUCCUAGUGAUCUUUUCAUUCUUCUUCGUUGUUAUUACCUUUCCAAUCUCAAUCUGGUUGUGCAUAAAGAUCAUAAAGGAAUAUGAGCGAGCUAUCAUCUUUAGACUUGGACGCAUUGGAAGGGGUGGAGCAAAAGGACCAGGUCUGUUCUUCAUCCUGCCCUGCACAGACAGCUUCAUCAAGGUGGAUAUGAGGACAAUCUCAUUUGAUAUACCUCCCCAGGAGAUCCUUACCAAGGACUCUGUGACAGUUAAUGUGGAUGGAGUGGUUUAUUACAAAGUCCAGAAUGCCACCCUUGCUGUUGCAAAUAUCACAAAUGCUGACUCGGCCACCCGGCUCCUGGCACAAACCACCCUGAGGAACGUUUUGGGGACCAAGAACCUCUCUCAGAUCCUGUCUGAUCGAGAAGAAAUUGCACACAGCAUGCAGGUCACACUCGAUGAGGCAACAGACGAAUGGGGAAUUAAGGUGGAACGCGUGGAGAUUAAGGAUGUAAAGUUGCCAGUCCAGCUACAAAGAGCAAUGGCUGCUGAAGCAGAAGCUGCCCGGGAGGCAAGAGCCAAGGUAAUUGCGGCUGAGGGUGAAAUGAAUGCCUCCAGGGCCCUGAAAGAAGCCUCUAUGGUUAUUUCAGAGUCCCCUGCUGCCCUUCAGCUUCGCUACCUGCAGACUCUGACCACCAUCGCUGCGGAGAAGAACUCCACCAUUGUCUUCCCCCUGCCCAUAGACAUGCUGCAGGGCAUCCUGGGUGCAAAACACUAAACUUGUUGGGAUGUAGUGGGAAAGGGAUCUUCCCCAGCAGGACUGGUCUGUGAAACCAAAUUAGCUGCUAAAGCUUAAAGCAAUGUUAGCAGAGGGGAUCUUUAAAGGGGCCUUUUUUGUGUGAUACUUGUGUAUGUGAGUGUGACUGAUCACAAUCUUCUGCAAUUUAUAUAAACAAACUCUGCUCUUAAUUUAAAUACAGAUGCUUGUUUUAAUGUUCCCGUGGGUCACAAGCUUUUGUAAUCUGCACACACGUCCCGUUUGCAAAUGGGAUGACCACUUUGUGUGAAGAGCUCACUUCUGGAAGGGCUGUGAGAUGAUCACACACCACAGAAGUGGUUACCUCACAUCAGCCACACACACUCUCUGUGGUGAUGUUCCCUUUAGAGAAAAGGGUCCCUGGCGCUGGGUGUGGAGGGAAUGUAAGCUGGAAUCUCUUGGUAGCCACACAGACUGUUCCUUCAGUUCUGCCCAAUUGCUAAAGUAAAACAAUGUGUAUACUCAAUCUCUCUGAAAACCAGGUCAGUGGCUUCUUAAAACACAGUUUUCCCUCUUGCAAGAUGCAGCAGUUUGCCAGCACUGCUGAAAUUACUUUCCACUCCUGCCUUGCUGUAACAGCGGAAAAGGUAUGAGCACACUGUAGUUAUGGAUACAAUGUUUGUAUAAGCUAUCCAGUUGUCAUGGUUUGUGUGUCUGUCUGUAUUGAUUAAUGCCUUUUUAAAGCAUUUUAAAUGUCUCUGGAUCUGCCUUUAUUUGUGCAUCCACUUUUUAAAGGAAUGUUCCUUUUUUAAAAAAAAAAAAAUCUGAGUUUUGUUUGUAAAUAAGUAGCCUUUUUUGUCUUGAUUUUAAAUAUGCUUGUAAACAAUUUGAAGUGCCGUAUGUUAGUCCCAAGCCUUGCAUCUCUUGCAGAUAAAGCAAUUUUAAAGUCCUUGUAUUUCCUUUUUAAUAAAAGAUCUAUACACAGCU